Messenger RNA from Diaporthe amygdali, 814 nucleotides. RefSeq lists its product as uncharacterized. The annotation marks the transcript as partial. The transcript has 2 exons. Lineage: Eukaryota; Fungi; Ascomycota; Sordariomycetes; Diaporthales; Diaporthaceae. The record is from RefSeq and is a predicted model, not a curated record.
AUGAAGCUCAGUUCGAUCAUGGCGACCGGCGCAGCCCUGCAACCAACUAUGACGGCUGUUGCUGUUUCCCAGAGCACCAGCCUGCUAUCAUCCUUCGGUAACCUAACAGACCUCGACCAUCAUCAUUUUGAUGCAGCAAUCGACGCCGAUAUGUGGAAGCGCCGCGGCGGCGGCGGCUCACACGGAAGGGGAGGAAGCACUUCGUCCUCCAAGUCAGGGUCCUCAAGUGGCUCAUCAGGUGGUCGCGGUGCCUCGUCCUCGUCCCCGUCCUCGUCUUCCGGCGGUAGAACAACAACCGGCUCAGGUGUGGCGCCUGCAUACGGCGGCGGGCGCUUCUACGGCGGCGGAACAACGGUCCCCUACCGCGCGGGCUCGCGCUCGAGCGGUGGAAUUGUCCCAUUUGUGCUCGUGAGUGUGGCCUUCUGGCCGGGCGUAUGGCAACAUGCACCGUACUUGUAUCCGUACGACUACCCGUGGAACUACCACAACCAGACAUCGGACCGCGAUGAAGUCAAGCCGGCAAUCUGCGGCUGUGAACCCUACCAGGUAUGCGGCUGUGACGACAAUAACGACCAAGCCUAUAUCCUGAGCAUCAUCGGCAACGGGAGCUACAGCUCCCUCAACCGCAGCGUGGUCUGCAUUGGUGACGUCGAUGGUACCGAAACUAUCCUUAUCAACGGAACCCUGCCCAACGGCACCACGGCCAGUGGCGGCUCACAGCCGCCAAAUACUUCAGGUGGCCCGAGGCACUUGAAUGGGGUGGCCGGCUGGUGGCAGGCGCUUGCUACGGCCGCGUUCGUGGCCUUGUUUGCUU